Messenger RNA from Stylophora pistillata, 2410 nucleotides. Its product is annotated as histamine H2 receptor. Gene Ontology annotation, biological process: chemical synaptic transmission; G protein-coupled receptor signaling pathway, coupled to cyclic nucleotide second messenger. The record is from RefSeq and is a predicted model, not a curated record. Gene Ontology annotation, molecular function: neurotransmitter receptor activity; G protein-coupled serotonin receptor activity. Gene Ontology annotation, cellular component: dendrite; plasma membrane. Lineage: Eukaryota; Metazoa; Cnidaria; Anthozoa; Scleractinia; Pocilloporidae.
AAUAAUUACCGUAUUAAAGCUGUUUACACUAGCUUGAAAAAAACCUUUCUUUUUUGUUGAACGAUUUCUGUACCACUUAUUUUGUUUUAUGAACAAAAGUAGAAAUUUCGGAACGGUCAUGAUUCCAUUCACUCUUGAAACUUGUAUUCACAUUUAAAUGACUUAGUGUGUUUUUAUUCAAAGUUUGUAUUAGUAGUCAAAUAUUGAAUUAUUGAAACGUAAGUGUCGACAAGAUAAAAAUGGAAAUUUGCUUUUAGCCGUUGUUCUUAAUAAGCAGAUUUCCGACUCUUUUUAUCAAUCCUUUUCAAGACAGGGUUUUGACUUAAAUAAGAAUUGGCUUAGGUAAUUUCAGUUAACAUUUUGCCAUUUAUUUAGCCGUGUGGCUAAAUGAAUUAGUGUCUGUCAUUCAGUUACAUCCUUGAAACAAAACAGACGGUUUACAAAGUGCAUUAAUUUUAAAUAAAAAUUUUGCCAAGAAAAAAAGACCUUUUCAAUUGACGAUAUCAUUAUUUCUAUGUGAUUGAACAAUUUGCACUUUCAAUCUUCUAAUCCAAGCAGAACAUGCCUAGUUUGACGAUAACACUAAUUAACCUUCAACCAUCAAAGCAUUUUGUAAUGAAAGGUAUUUCCGCUUCGACUGUAGCUCAGACCAGCUUCUUUGUUUUCUUCUCGAUAAACCGAUCGUCCUCUGAAAACGCUACGUUUGCGCGCGCCAGUACUGCAGUCGGUGAGAUAGAGUCAUUUUCAGGUGCAGAAUCAUACUACGGACUUUUCGAGGGCCAUGACUGAUUGUACAUUAGACGGAAAGCUUUGGACAUCGUUAAUAUUCUUUUUUGUAAUUGCUGUACUCGCGAUCUUCGGAAAUGCUCUUGUCUGCGCGGCAUUCGCGACCAACAAACGCCUCAGGAUUCUUACCAACUACUAUGUCGUUUCACUGGCUGUGUCGGAUAUUUUGGUCGGUAGUAUUAAUAUCCCGCUUUGGAUGUACAUAAUGAAGAAAGAACAUUGUAAAACUAAAUAUGGCAGCAGCUUGUACGAAGCUUUCAUCAUAUUCGACAUCUUGUGUGGUACGGCCUCGAUCUGGAAUAUGACUGCUAUAAGCAUAGACAGAUUUGCGGCUGUGGUUUAUCCGACAGUUUACAAACACCGCAUGAAGAGCACAAAACUCGCUGGCUGGACUAUCCUUGGUGUAUGGAUUUUUUCACUUUUUGUUGCCUUGUUUCGACUUGCUUUCCAAAAAUUCAAUUAUGCCAUCUUUGUUGUGACUCUGGGCUUUUUCAUUCCGCUGUUAUUAAUCUUGUUUACAUACGGAAAUAUCUACCGUGUGGUUCGUUAUCGUGCAAAAUGGACUGGGUCCGUGUUGAUUGAGAUCAAACUGGCGCGAACUCUUUCGAUCGUGAUUGGUGCAUUCAUUCUCUGCUGGGGGCCAUUUUUCAUUCUCAAUAUAGUAACCAAAUAUUGUCCCGUGACAUGUGAUUAUGAAGUUGCCAUCAAGGUAAUUAAGUGGCUUCAAUACGCUAGCACUUGCAUUAACCCUAUUAUCUACACUAUCAGGAACCGCGAAUUUCGUUUCACUUUCCACAAGUUGAUUUUCCGUUGUAGCCACAGAAAUGGCAAGUACGCGUUUAACCCACAAGAAAAGCGAUCCAGUUGGUGGGGUUGUUGUCAACUUGGAGGUCCCAUUGAUGCAGAUUUUGGCGAGAGUCGAUCACGUUAUCCGACCUACACCGAAGAAGCCUCGCUUUGUAAUUCGCGCCUUCGUAGUUCAACGACGCCUACAAAAGUUCAAGGGACAACUUUAGCCUUUGACAACUUAUCUUCGUCACAACACGUGCAGUCGAGUUGUAACACAACUCAGCGCUUUCGUUCUUAAGGUUUUUUCGACGGUAAAAGUAGACAGACCCAGUCGUAGCACCUGAACUGUUAUUGCUACAAUGUAGCUGUACAUAGCACAAAAAAAACUUUACGUGAUAUUAUUUGCGCUCACAAUACUUCUUAACAGCGCUUCGUGUGCUUAUAUAGAAAGAAACCAAAUGUAGAGACAAAGGAUACUGAUCUUAAAGAAUUAAACAAGAAAAAAAAAGCGAUCCUUCUUGACCAAAAAUAAUAAACUCAAUUAUCCACUAAAUAGUUUGAAACCACACAGUGUUGGUUACGCAUUUGCGCGCGCCUUACGUAAAUUGGCUCCGAUCACUGCUCCUCCUUGAGUAUCGGCGGUUGAUGGAUUACCUAGCCCUGGGAAUGAUUUAUACCAUGUAGAUUAUUCCAAUUUACAUGUUCUCGCAAACUUGGAUUUUAAAAUUUGUGGGGCAGUUGCUUCGAAAAAAAAUUAUCUUUCACAAAGGGAUGAGGCCGUUGGUCUUUCCGAGGCUAGAGGAUACCUAUAUCUUAUUAGAAGUUUUGUUGUGUU